Messenger RNA from Rhopilema esculentum, 1267 nucleotides. NCBI's taxonomy places the organism in Eukaryota, Metazoa, Cnidaria, Scyphozoa, Rhizostomeae, Rhizostomatidae. The record is from RefSeq and is a predicted model, not a curated record.
CUUAUUUCUACGGUCCAGGCUCAACGGGCGUCGUUACCAGUACGGAAAGGGCACGAGCCGCUGUAUAGGCUUUUGUUUGCGCUGGUAAGUCUUUACGUUUUAUACUUGACUAUAGAGGUCAAUCAUAACAAGGGAGGCCACGGAUUCAACAGAACUUCAGGGCUGUCGCCUCAAUCAACUACCCAAACAACAGUGUAUUUCUAAUGCAGCGACAUUUUGGAUCGCUGUAUUGAUAUUUCCACGUCUGUUAAUACGAAUUAUAGUUCAAGCAUCGUGCAAUAUAUCAAAAUCGCUGAAAAAUGGCAACGGCAGCGCACUUAGAUCGAGGUGUUAAAGCUGGCUUUAUCGCAAUCAAAGGGAAAAUGGCCGAUAUGUCAGAAAAUAUAAAGGAACUAGAAGAAAAAGAGAAGAGAUGCAUUGAAGAACGAAAUAUGCUGAAAAAGAAGACUCGCGAAGCCUUUGCGAAAAUGACAGAGCUGACGAUGCUAACAGGCGAAAAGGAGGAAAACCUUCGAAAAGCAACGGAAAAAUUGAAAUAUUCUUUGAACAGACUUGAAGAAAAACAGGGUCAUCUUGCACGUCUUGGAGAAUGGAAUAAAAGUAUCACGCAAAUACCCGCCGAACAGAUUACACAAACAGAAGAAAAUUUGCGAGUUGUAAAAACCAAUUAUUUCACAGCCAGGGAAAAACUAGCAGCGGCUAGGGCUAGAAUAAUGGAAUUGGAGAUGAACAUUGAAAAACAAGAAAAUAAGCUUGCUGAUCUUUCAAGAAAGGAGGAACAAGUAGAGGUUCAGCUGGAACACCAAAGUAAAGAAUGUGAGUUAAAGAAGACACGCGAGGCAAAACAAGAGAACGUUGCAAACAGCGUGGAAGGGAGAUUUCACGAAAUGGAGCAACAGUUCUACAGUUCAAGAAGACGGCGCGAUGUUGCAUCAGUAAGACUGAAAGAGCUUGAAAUGCAAAUGUCUAACAGCGAGUUGCGAUGUGAAGAGUUCAAGAAGAAGCGUGUUGCCAUGGAGUCUACCCUACGAGAGCUUUUGUCCUCGUAUUCUAAGUGUCGGGAAGUUCAACCCCCACCUAAGUACCCCCAAGCUGGAACUGCAGUUAAUUCGUCUAGAUGAAAACCAUUGCGUUGUGAACACUAGUCUUCCUUCAAUGGCGUUUAGUGGAGUAGCUUUCUGUUUACAAUAUUCAAUAACUUUUGUCUAGCAACUUCGAGUUUGGCCUUGUAUUUAUUGUGUGUUUUUUAAUCAAGACAUCCAAUUAG